CGCUGCCCCUUCUUCUGCUAUCAUUAUUGGGCAGCAUUCAUGCCGAUCUCCCCUAUCCUCCUACUGCCACCCCGCUGUUUGAGGGAUACCCUUAUGGUGUCAUAUGGAACAUGCCAACUCCUGUUUGCAAGCAGAACAACAUCCCCCUGGACACCUCGCCAUUUCAGGUCGUUACCACCCCUGAAGCUGUUACUGACCAGUUCCUCUUCCUGUUCUACACCAACCGCCUGGGGUUGUACCCAUUUGUGGAUGAAGCCACCAAUAAGGAGAUAAAUGGAGGCAUCCCACAGAAGGGCAACCUGACGGCCAGCUUAGAUAUAGCCCAGUGGGACGUCGCCCACUAUAUGCCUUCAGAAACCUCCCCUGGUCUGGCUGUCAUUGACUGGGAGGCCUGGCGCCCCCUGUGGGACAGAAACUGGAACUCUAAGACUAUCUACCGCACGCUGUCUAUUGACUAUGCCCGUCAACUUGACCCCUCACUUUCCCCAUCUCAAGCUGAGCCUGUGGCCAAGGAGCAGUUCCAGACAGCUGCUAGAAAAUUCAUGGAGGACACAAUGAGUCUAGGGAUUGAUAUGAGGCCCAAUUACCUCUGGGGCUUCUAUCUCUUCCCUGAAUGUUACAAUGAUGUCUGGGAAGAGGCUGACUACACAGGUAUGUGCCCAACAUGGGCGCAGGCAGAGAACGACCAGCUCCUGUGGCUGUGGCAGACAAGCACGGCCCUCUACCCAUCCGUCUACCUGCAGACUAGUCUGGCCAACACCCACAAGGCCGCUCUGUACGUCCGCAACCAAGUUCAUGAGGCCAUGAGGGUGGCCAGCCUGCCUAAGCACCCCUUCAAUGUUCCCAUCUACGUCUACACCCGUCCUGUCUUUACCAAUCAAGCUAACAAAUUCUUGAGUUUGGAGGACCUGGUCCACACUCUGGGUGAGAAUGCGGCUGUAGGGGCCUCAGGUUCAGUGCUCUGGGGGGGCACUACGGACUUUGAUGACAAGGCGUCAUGUGAGGCCUUAUCCUCCUACCUGAACUCCACCCUGAACCCCUACAUCGCCAAUGUGACGGCAGCUUCCAGGCUCUGCAGCGAGUCACUCUGCCAGGGUAACGGGCGCUGCAUCCGGAAGGACUACAACUCUGACGUCUACCUGCACCUGAAUCCUGCCAGCUUCUCUGUCCAAAAAUCCAACGGGAAGUACGUGGCGGUGGGCAUUCCCACCCUCUCUGACCUCACCUACUUCUCCGAUCACUUCACCUGCCAGUGCUACACUGGGCUGAGCUGCUCGCCCCGGAUAGCGAGCGAGCUCCCCAUCGAACCCGUGGCCAUUCCUGUGUAACAUGGCCCUUCAGUAUGCUGUAUGCUCACUGAUUCAUUUCUGAUUCAUCUUGCUGAUUCAUUUGCUGUUUUCUGAUGCAUUUAUUUCACCUUUGCAAAUAAAGUUCAUUCAGUGCCACUUUCACUUCCAACAUCAUCAUUCAGCAUCAAAGAAUUUCAAAAUCUUUAGC
Paramormyrops kingsleyae is the source of this 1497-nucleotide messenger RNA. RefSeq names its product hyaluronidase-5-like. Gene Ontology annotation, molecular function: hyalurononglucosaminidase activity. Lineage: Eukaryota; Metazoa; Chordata; Actinopteri; Osteoglossiformes; Mormyridae. Gene Ontology annotation, biological process: hyaluronan catabolic process; carbohydrate metabolic process. The record is from RefSeq and is a predicted model, not a curated record. Gene Ontology annotation, cellular component: acrosomal vesicle.